This is a messenger RNA of Gongylonema pulchrum, 383 nucleotides long. The record is from the annotation of a GenBank genome assembly. Lineage: Eukaryota; Metazoa; Nematoda; Chromadorea; Rhabditida; Gongylonematidae.
AUGUGCAUCAGUCGCUGUUGCGUAGCGGUGCUCCAACAACUUUUGGUCAAUUUUGCAAAUUAUAUUGGGCUCCCGAAGGCGCCGAGGGACAAAACUAGUAAUACAAAGGAUGUGCAUCGCCCAAUAGGUAUAACAAAAAAUUCUCUUCGUCGCGCAGCUGGUCGACGAAAAAUUAGUGACUCAGAGUUGCGAACACUGUCAUCAGAAGAAGGACGAACAAUAAAUGCAUGCCAUCUGACUUAUGUUUCAAGCAAUUCAAUGGAUAUCUUGCGACCGAUUGAUUUUUUGUUACCAAAGGCUUCUCUAAUUCUUGAGGUGCCCUUGUUGUGGAGGAGGAACUGCUUUGUUGGUUCCUCAGGUCGCUUUUCCCCACAACAAUAAUA